Molecule: messenger RNA, 1107 nt
Organism: Trichechus manatus latirostris (Florida manatee)
Lineage: Eukaryota; Metazoa; Chordata; Mammalia; Sirenia; Trichechidae
Gene: TEX101
Product: testis expressed 101
Exons: 6
Coding region: 1-1077 (358 amino acids)
Biological process (GO): binding of sperm to zona pellucida; regulation of flagellated sperm motility
Cellular component (GO): plasma membrane raft; plasma membrane
Source: RefSeq, a predicted model, not a curated record
AUGGGCCAAUACACCAGCCUCCAUGGAGAUCCCAUCCGGACAGCGGGUCCUGACUCCCUGUCGGUGAAGCAGGAGGAAUUGGCCAACGCUGAGGGCCUAGCACUGAACUCCCCUUUGUGCUGCUUUGACCACUUCCACCUUGUCAAUGCAUCUGGCCGGGGGGAGGCACUUGGCUUGCUGCGCACCCUGUGCUGCUCCUGGCUGCAUCCCAAGGUGCACACCAAGGAGCAGAUGCUAGAGCUGCUGGUGCUGGAGUUGUUCUUGUGUGCCCUGCCCUCUGGUGCCCAGGCCUGGGUGCGAGGCCAUCAGCCCAGGAGUGAACAUAAGGCCAUGGCCCUGCUGGAAGAGCUGUGGCAAACUGGAAAAGUGGCCCAACAUGUGCGUUGUCACAAAGGUAUAUACGUGAGUAUAGAAGCGGAUCCACUCAAUACAUUUAACUGGACCUCAGAGAAAGUUGAGACUUGUGACAAUGGGACAUUUUGCCAGGAAAGUAUUCUGAUGAUUACAGCAGGAGCUGAGUAUGCCUUUGUGGCUACUAAGGGCUGCAUCCCUGCAGGGAUGCCAGAGAUGACUCUUAUCCAACACACCCCAGCCCCUGGCUUGAUGUCAGUCUCCUUCAGUAACUACUGUGAGGAGCCCCUUUGCAACAACAAAGAUAGCAUGUCUUCGAUUUGGAUGCCACACCUGAGCCCAGCUCCCAGUGUGUCAACAAGCCUCUCUUGCCCCACCUGUGUGGCUUUGGGGACCUGUUUCAGUGCCCCCUCUCUUCCCUGUCCCAGUGGUACAACUCGAUGCUAUCAAGGAAAACUUUAUAUCACUGGAGGAGACAUCAACACACUUGUGGAGGUCAAAGGCUGUACAGCCAUAACUGGUUGCAAGCUGAUGUCUGGGGUCUUUUCUGUUGGAGUCAUGGAGGUGAAGGAAGUGUGUCCACACCAGUCUCUCACUCAACCCCGAAAGCUUGAAAGUGGGGCCACCAGCCUUCCUAUAUCAGUUUGGGGGUUAGAGCUACUGCUGCUGUUGCUGCUGCAACCACUUGUCCACUCUGGUCCUGGGUCUCAGGGCACCCCCUUUUGACUGGGAGUCUUCUGACUGCUGGUCAUCAGU